Molecule: messenger RNA, 957 nt
Organism: Epithele typhae
Lineage: Eukaryota; Fungi; Basidiomycota; Agaricomycetes; Polyporales; Epitheliaceae
Product: DUF833-domain-containing protein
Exons: 5
Coding region: 1-957 (318 amino acids)
Biological process (GO): Golgi organization; protein secretion
Cellular component (GO): Golgi apparatus
Source: RefSeq, a predicted model, not a curated record
AUGUGCGUUGGUUUCUGGACCGUCGACCAUCCGGACUACGCGCUAAUCUUGUGCAGCAAUCGCGAUGAGUUCCUCUCUCGUCCGACCGCGCCCGCCCAAUGGCACUCCUUCGGCCCAAUCGGGACCGACGUCCACGGAGACGCACCGGCAGAUCCAGGCGCGCCCACCGUCCUCUCAGGCCGUGACCUGGCUGCCGGUGGGACCUGGCUGGGGAUUAACCGGACUGGCAGGAUAGCCGUCCUAACGAACAUCACGGAACCGUACCGGAAAUACGCAUCCUCCCGCGGCGAUCUCACCUCCUCCUUUCUCCUCCCGCAGACCCCAGGAGUGCCGCUCUCGGAGGAAAUCGACGCGUUCCUCGCCGCAAACCGCGGCCGCGCGUACGCGGGCUUCAACAUGCUCCUCCUGUCUCCGUCGACAACACCGCCUGCGCGGCCUGGCACGCUCGACCUCGACGCCGCGCUCCUGACCAACUCGGGGGGUGGCGGAGCAUUGACGGCCCGUCCGCUGACGGACGACGAGCGCAGCUGCGGCGGGCUUUCAAACGGGCUCAUCGACCGCGCCCCGGGCGAGCCUGAGUGGCCGAAGGUGCAGCACGGCAGGGUCGCGUUCCGCGAGAUGCUCGCGUCGCUCGCAGAGGACACGGCCGAGGCCGAGGUCGUGGAGCGACUGUUCGCGCUUCUAACCUGGCAGACCGCUCCCGCUCCCGCGGCGCGCCGCGACCUCUCCACGACCGUGCACGUCGCCCCCAUCCGCGUCCCCCCAGUCGCUCCCCCCCACCGCACGCGCCUCUCGACGGCGAUCCUCGUCCGGCACGACGGCCGCGCCACCUUCGUCGAGCGCGACGUCUGGACGCUCCCCGGCGGCGAGGACGCCCGGGAGCCGGUCCGGGCCCCGCUCGGGCACGACCGCGUCUUCCGCUUCGCCGUGGGGAGCACGGGCGCGCUCAGUGUGUGA